Messenger RNA from Cololabis saira (Pacific saury), 938 nucleotides. It is a transcript of the gene ela3l, whose product is annotated as elastase 3 like. Gene Ontology annotation, molecular function: serine-type endopeptidase activity. NCBI's taxonomy places the organism in Eukaryota, Metazoa, Chordata, Actinopteri, Beloniformes, Belonidae. Gene Ontology annotation, biological process: proteolysis. The transcript is spliced from 8 exons. Bases 57 to 902 code for a protein of 281 amino acids. The record is from RefSeq and is a predicted model, not a curated record.
UGUGUCACUCACCAUCCAAGCAGGCGUUGCCUGGGGUGGAAAGUUUAAAAGAGAGCAUGUCCUGCUGUCCCUCAGCAGAUAAAUCAAUCAACAUGAUCCCCAUUGUGCUGGCCUCAGUGCUCAUUGCUAGCGCCCUUGGGUGCGGCACCCCAUCCAUCGAGCCCCUGACCUCCCGCGUGGUCAAUGGAGAGGAUGCCAAACCCCACAGCUGGCCCUGGCAGAUUUCUCUGCAGUACGAGAGGGAUGGCGAGUGGAGGCACACUUGCGGGGGAUCUCUUAUUGCUGCCAACUGGGUCAUGACUGCUGCUCACUGCAUCAACUCCAAGCUCUCCUACAGGGUGAUGGUGGGCAAACACAACCUGGUUGAGGAAGAGGUUGGCUCCAAGGCCAUCCUGCCUGAAAAUUUCUUUGUCAAUUCGAAGUGGAACCCCAUCUUUGUGGCCUUAGGAAACGACAUUGCCCUGAUUAAGUUGUCAGAGCCUGUGACUUUGAGUGAUCAUGUGCAAUUGGCGUGUAUUCCUCCUGCUGGUACUAUCCUGUCCAACCUCUACCCCUGCUACAUCACCGGCUGGGGCAGACUGUACACUGGAGGCCCCAUUGCUGAUAAUCUGCAGCAGGCUUUGAUGCCUGUGGCUGACCACGCCACCUGCUCCCAGCCUGACUGGUGGGGCAUCGCUCUGAGGACCACCAUGGUGUGUGCCGGUGGGGAUGGAAUCGUGGCUGGAUGCAACGGCGACUCUGGUGGCCCUCUGAACUGUAAAAACUCUGAAAAUGUCUGGGAGGUCCAUGGCAUUGCCAGCUUUGUGUCUGGCCUUGGUUGCAACUAUAAGAAGAAACCCACUGUCUUCACCAGAGUCUCUGCUUAUAAUGACUGGAUUGACAAGGUUAUGGUGAACCACUAAAGAAGAGGAUAUGCAAAUAAAAAUACCCUAAAACAA